AUGCGCACUUCCUUGUUGUGAGAGCCUGCUAGCAGGAUAAGUCAAGCCUAUACUCACCACGACGCUGCCAGCAACUUGUGCAAACUUCCCCGAUCAAAUACAGUACUUCCACUUCGACGGAUGCCCGGUCGAUAUAGUCUGUAUGUAGUGUGUAAUGUUGUAGGUGUAGGUGUGAAGCGCAGGCAUCCUCCCCUUCGGCGGGUGUGAUCGCGUGUGUCAUCGUGGUUUACAUAGUACCUUAGGCGUAAAAUGUCCGGCGUUGGAUUUUUAGGAUUUCGACAACAAUCCCGUCAAGCGGGGGGAAAACAAACCGUUGAAUCUUCAUCGGCUUUUUGCGAACUGCAUCAUCAUAUUUGUAGUAGAUAUAUAGUCCAUAGCAUAGCAUAGCAUAGCAUAGCUCCCCACGGUUUAUAGCAUGCACAAGAUGACAAUGCGCCCGACAUCGUCGCGGCCAGACCCGCUGUCCACUCUAUCCACCACUCCAACUUCGAACUCACUCCUACCGCCAUCCUUACCAACACCUCUGAAUUCAAUCUCCACCAACUCGCCAACCAAGCUUCGCGCCCACUUCGGGCAUCAUGGCGGCCUUCAUCACGGCGCCCAAGGCAAACCUGAUAGAGGCGGAUUGGCUGGAGCUGGGGCAGCUGGCCCAGGAGCGGGAAAUGUGAUGGCGGGAGCUGGUGGGGACUCGGAAUUUCAGCUCCAGGUCAAGCAUGCUAUUAUAGAGAAGUCGCCGGUCAGGCUGAACACGUAUGAGCCGAAGGAUGUGGCGACGCGGACGGAGUUGGUUAUGACAAUGAAGGAGUCGAAUGCUGCGAGAUUGGCUCGGCUGCAGAAGAGAACGGAAAUUCUCAAACAGGGUUUCUGUUCAGAUCCCAAAGAGUCAUACAGACCUCUCGGCGAUCCUAUACUCGACUCCAGCAACCUUAUCUACACUGCUCUGCGGAUAGACCCCAAUGCCGUGCAAACAUCAGCAGUAACCAACAUCGCGGAAGCUACACAUGACAUCAAGGAAAUAAGGAAGUCGGUGGGGCGGAGGACUACAGAAGUAUCGCCGCGACACAAUAAUGGGUUUUCCCUGAUCAAAGGAAAGCUGGCAAAAUCGAAGGGGAGGAUUGAUGCUGUGAAGUUUGGGAUCCCCUUUUCGCAAACCGUUGAUGACAGCUCAUGGCGGCAUCGUGCGGAUGCCGCAAAAUCGAGGAAGGCGGCCGCGUCGUUGGAGGAGGGCGAAGUGGACUGGCACAACCUGAAGAUCGACACGGACAAGCAAGCAUACUUCCAAAACGUUCUGGAGAGGGCAAUACCCGGGUUCAUAUCGCAAACGCAAAAGCGGAAAAAGACCCCUCGAACCAACAUGACCGUCGCCCGCGACUUACCCCGUGAGCCAGAGCGAUGGGGCACGCCGACACAUAAGCGACCACUGUCAGCAGAGUCCGCAAAUGGGGCGGAUGCCGAUCACAUGAAAGGAGCCGACUCAUUGAUUGGGUCCAACUCGUCUUUGGCUGCGUCCGCCACGGCGUUUGGUGGGGUCCGUCAUAAGUCAAAGGUGGCGGCACUGACGCCGAAAGCGAUGGAGCAGGCGCUGAAUAUAAACCGCGACGAUCGAGGGAAUAUGGCGACGGAUCAGUACUACACGACCCGGGAGCAUUUCUACGAACAGCAAAGGCGACUGACGCAGGUCCUUCUAGACGACCUAAAUAGGCUGGACUUCGAGCGGAAAUCGCACUUCCUUCGCAAAUACAAAGCGCUGAAAGUUGGAAAGAACAACACAAUGUUCUCCGACGAUAUCGCUGCCAUGCGACAGCGAGCGAACGCGCAACGAGAUGCAGAAAAGGCCCGCGCGUUACGGCAACAUCCGUGGUAUACUGAGCUUGUCACCAAGGUUGUUUUUACAGGUGUCAAGAAACACGCCUCAGAGUACGAGGCGUUAUUGCUGGGACGUGUCAAAUGCGUGAUCGAAGACGGCCUCCCCUUCGCUCAAAACACCUUCGUGGGACUCAUGAAAGUGAUACCGGCUCACGAAUUCAUGAAGGACGACAUUCAGCGUAUUCUGCGAUUUGUGAAAGCUCACGCAAGCAUUUCGGAACGAGAGUAUCUGGAGGCAAUCGAUAUGGCGGGGCACAUGGAGAACUACAAUGCCAACGCGCAGGCUGCGGCGGCUGGAGGGGCUGGCGGCCAGGUUUGAUGUUAGCGCCGUCAGGUUGGAGCAUUAGGGGUAGGUGGGUAGUAUACGCACGUCGCGUUAGAUUGAUUUUCAGAUAUAGAGCCUAGCAUUCGAAUAGUGUAGUAUGCAACGAAUAUCUAUAUCUCUCCAUGCGCUUUGCUGGAGAUUUUGCUCAAAAGACACCGCAUCCACUGCUUGGC
Fimicolochytrium jonesii is the source of this 2364-nucleotide messenger RNA. RefSeq lists its product as uncharacterized. The transcript is spliced from 12 exons. The coding region runs from base 416 to 2185 and encodes 589 amino acids. The record is from RefSeq and is a predicted model, not a curated record. NCBI's taxonomy places the organism in Eukaryota, Fungi, Chytridiomycota, Chytridiomycetes, Spizellomycetales, Powellomycetaceae.